This is a messenger RNA of Phyllopteryx taeniolatus (common seadragon), 3269 nucleotides long. It is a transcript of the gene dtx2, whose product is annotated as deltex 2, E3 ubiquitin ligase. The transcript has 9 exons. Lineage: Eukaryota; Metazoa; Chordata; Actinopteri; Syngnathiformes; Syngnathidae. Gene Ontology annotation, biological process: Notch signaling pathway; protein ubiquitination. Gene Ontology annotation, molecular function: zinc ion binding; ubiquitin protein ligase activity. The coding region runs from base 211 to 2217 and encodes 668 amino acids. Gene Ontology annotation, cellular component: nucleoplasm. The record is from RefSeq and is a predicted model, not a curated record.
GUUUCCCCCCCCCCCCUUAGGGCUGCUCGCAUUUUUGGUCAAAUAUGUAUUUUAAUAUGCUAUUAAGUGAUCAAUGGUUGUGCUUGGUGGCAUUAAGGGGAUUUUAACGCGUUCGCAAUGGUGUUCUUCGACGAACCCAGCUAGCCUAGCCUUUCUUCGUCGAGGCUCCACCGUGAAGUUAGCAUCGAGCUAAAGCUAAAGCGGUCGAUUAUGGCGAUUGUGUCCGGCUCCUGCGCCCGGGUCAACGUCUCCCGGAGCAGCGGGCCCUCGGCGGCGGCAACGGCUCCGGCCCCUUCCCAGUCGUCCGGCCAGUCGCAGCCCAUGAUAGCCGUGUGGGAAUGGCAGGACGACCUGGGCCACUGGCGGCCCUACAGCGGCCAGGUAAGCGCCUACAUCGAGCGCUGCCUGUCGCCGCGGGGCCACAGGGGCGGCGCAGCAGGCGCCGCCACCAUCUGCCUGGGACAGUCGGACCCCGGCCUGUCGCCGUAUCUCAUCGACGUGGCCAGCCUGAAGCAGUUCAGACAGGACACGGGAAAGACCCGGUCGGUACGGCGCUCCCUGUUCGCCCAGUCGUCGGGCCUGGGCAGCGGCGUGUACUGGGAGUGGGCCAACGACGAGGGCGGCUGGACGCCCUACGAGACGCGCACUUCCAUCCUGUUGGAGCACAGCUACCAGGCCCGGCAGGGCACGGCCGACCUGGGCCCGCACGGCCACAACUACAUCGUGGACCUGACCUCCCUGGCCCAAGUCAACAAGUCGUCGGGCUUCAGGCGUCAAGUGCGGCGGCAGUGCAACCUGCCGUACCCGUUGGCCUCCUUCGGUCCUCCGGCCAUCCCGUCGGGGCCCUCGGUGCUCCCUGCCGGCGUCCCCCCCCUCUCCUCCUCCUCCUCCUCCUCCUCCUCUUCGGGGGGCCCGGCCUGCUCCUGUGUGCAGUGUUUGAGCCACGGGGGCACGGGUCCCAUGCCCAGCCGAUCCCGGCACUCUUUCUCGUCGGGCAGCCUGAACCGGCCCAGUAUGCAGGGGACGGGCAGGGUAGCGGCAGCGGCGCACCCCACAUCAGUCUACUCCCCGUACCCUCGGAGGCCCCUCUCCGUCGGGGGGAUAUCGUGGGGCGCCCCCUGGCGUCCGCCGCCUUCUGCUAGCCAGCUAGCUGCACCCCUUCUCAGCAGCUCGUCGAGCGCUAACGGCCUCAGCGUUCCUUCCAUCCCCAUUCAGCUCAACGGAUCCACCAGCGUCAGCUCGGCCCUGGCAGGCAUGGCCUCCAUUUUGAUGUCAGCGGUCGGACUGGGCGUGCACUUCACCACCACCGCCGCCCCCCUCCCGCAGCCUCCUCCGCCACCGCAUCAGCAUCUGCAUCAGCAUCUGCCGCCCCAGCAAUUCUCGCUCCCGCCGCCCGUCCAGUUCCCCCCUGCCAGCAGGCCCAGCAAGCCACCCGGCAGUGGCAGUUCAGUUAAGAGAGCCAAGAGGCAGCACAGGAGAGCUUCCGCUCAAAGAGCCGAGGAGGUGAUCCGACGUUACAUGGAGGUGGUGCCCGGCGUCCCGGAUGAGGACUGCAUCAUUUGCAUGGAUCAACUGUCCAAUCCCUCUGGCUACGAGACGCAGCCACCGCCGGCUACGGCACAGGAGAGCAGCCAGGGCAUCUUGCCGGACGCUGUGGGAAAGUUCGUCAAGUGCGGGCACACCCUGCAUAUGCUCUGCAUGCUGGCCAUGUACAACAAUGGCACCAAGGAUGGCAGCCUGCAGUGCCCCUCGUGUAAGACCAUUUACGGCGAAAAGACGGGCACGCAGCCAAAAGGCAAGAUGGAAAUUUACAGCAUUCCCCAACCGCUGCCCGGGCACCCAGACUGCGGCACCAUCCAGAUCAUCUACAGCAUCCCGCCCGGAAUACAGGGUCCGGAGCAUCCCAACCCAGGACAACCUUUCACCUGCCGGGGAUUCCCUCGUUUCUGCUUCUUGCCGGAUAGUGACAAAGGCAGGAAGGUUUUGGAGCUGCUGAAGGUUGCAUGGAUGCGCCGGCUCAUCUUCACGGUGGGCACGUCCAGCACCACCGGUGAGCCCGACACGGUGGUGUGGAACGGCAUCCACCACAAGACUGAGAUGAUGUCCAACCUGUCAGGACACGGCUUUCCGGACCCCAACUACCUGGACAACGUCCUGUCGGAGCUGGCCUCUCAGGGCGUGACCGAGGACUGCCUCAAGGCACCCGGCAGCAGCUAAGUCAUCAGUUGCCGAAAAAAAAAAACAUUUUUAAAACCCACUUAGCGAAAGGGAACCUAUUUUACACCGGGCUGCGGUAUAAACGCCAUUGGAAUUGGGGAGAAGAACCUGACAAUUUUUCCACCUUUGGAAGUCGUGUCAGAGGCUGGGAACAGAAUGUUGGAAUAAAAACGCGGUAUGCUGUUUGAAAGUGAACACGAUAAUAUCCCGCCUUCUGCUACGGUUCCGAUGCAGCUACAUUCCCGCAAACCUUAUAACAGAAAAUUAUUAUUUUUGCUGUUUAUUUUUCAUUUGUAGCUUCAUCUGCAUCAUCUGUGCCCCCCUUUUCCUGCUCCGUUGCUGUGACGGCACCGGCGCUCCAAUUCUCAUAAAGCACUUUAGUUGUGACGGUGCAUCACUUUAAAAAAAAAAAAAAAAGUUUAAAAAAAAAAAAAAAGGGGGGGGGGGGUGUUAUGCAAUUGAAAGCGUAGCAAAGAGACACCGCGUUAGCCUGAUUAAUGAGAAGUGGCAAGAGUUGCCGGGAGAGAAAAAAACUGUAGAAAAUUGAUUUAAUUAACAAGUGGUGACCACAAAUCAGUAAAGACACCUACUUUUUAAUACUCGUAUGGAUUAGUUAGCGUACUAAUCGAAUCAUGCAUCGUUUCAUGAGCUCAGUUCAUUUGGACUGAGCUGGAGACCGCUUGGCUAUCUAGCUCAAUAAUCAAGGAUCGACCACCAAUGUGUAAAGACGCGUACUUUAACACUUUUGUUAGCGUUUUCCCGAAUCCUUCAAUUUGACAAGAUUAUCCGGCGUAAGGAUGUAGACCGCUACGCUAGCAUCAAGAAUCAAGGGAAUGACAACAAAUGGGUGUACUUUAACACUUGGACCUUUUUAGGUUAGCGUUGUAGCCGACUCCUGCACGGCUUGAUGCCCUACCCUGACUGCCAAUCUGAAGAGGAAAGCCAAGAAAGUGCUCCAACGGUGACAAUCAAGGCCUCACUUCCUGUACUCACAUACAUUAUCCCGCCUCUCACGGCACAAGUCACUGCAAUAAAAAAAAGAUUGAUGUCGA